Messenger RNA from Fusarium tjaetaba, 1557 nucleotides. Its product is annotated as pisatin demethylase cytochrome P450. Lineage: Eukaryota; Fungi; Ascomycota; Sordariomycetes; Hypocreales; Nectriaceae. The record is from RefSeq and is a predicted model, not a curated record. The transcript has 4 exons. Gene Ontology annotation, molecular function: oxidoreductase activity, acting on paired donors, with incorporation or reduction of molecular oxygen; monooxygenase activity; heme binding. The coding region runs from base 1 to 1557 and encodes 518 amino acids.
AUGAUUCUGGAUCUCUUCCUUCAACACCCGUGGGCGUAUCUGGCAGCAGCCGUUGUUGGACUACUAGCCACAAAGCUCCUCAUUAACAAGUAUGGCAAUGGCUUGAACGGAAUACCCGGACCGGCUUUGGCCGCUUUCACGGACCUCUGGCGCUUUCUUGAUGUGUAUCGGAGAAGACCAGAAGUGACACAGAUUGCUCUACAUGAGAAACACGGUAGCGUGGUGAGACUCGGACCCAACACGGUCUCGAUCGCGGAUCCAGCUGCUAUACAGACAAUCUACGCCCAUAACUCAGGUUAUACGAAGUCAGAUUUCUACCCGGUGCAGCAGACCAUAAACAAGAGCGGCAAGAGACUCAUCACGCUCUUCACCUCACAAGAUGAGAAGUUCCAUUCGCAGCUUCGACGUUCUGUAUCAAAUGCUUAUGCCAUGAGCACACUCGUUCAAUUCGAGCCAUUCGUCGACUCCACUACCACCGAGUUCUUUAAACAACUUGACCAGCGAUAUGCCAACCAGAACGACGUCCUUGACUUUGGGACAUGGCUGCAGUACUAUGCCUUUGAUGUCAUUGGCGAGUUGACGUACUCCAAGAGACUAGGCUUUGUGGACCACGGAAAAGACGUGGACAACAUCAUCGGGAAUCUUGAAUGGUUGCUCAACUAUGCAGCACCUGUUGGACAACUGCCAAUCCUCGACAGCUUACUCCUCAAGAACCCAUUAAGGCUACAACUUACAAAAUGGGGUUUCACCAACUCAUCCUCUCCCGUCGCGAUAUUCGCCCGCAAUCGAAUGCUCGCCCGCGUUGAUCCUGAGAAGCUCGGCGACAUGAAGUUCGACCAAGACAAUGGCCGACGAGACUUUCUCUCACGCUUUCUCGAAGCCAAUCAAAAAGACCCAGAGUUCAUGAGCAACGAUAGAGUGCUCGCUCUGACGGUUGCAAAUAUGUUUGCAGGCUCAGAUACAACGGCGAUUACUUUCCGAGCUAUCUUUUAUUAUCUCAUGAAGAACCCAAGUGACAUGAAGACUUUGAUGUCUGAGCUAGCAGAGGAAGAAAAGGCCGGCCGAUUUACCCGCGAAGAUGGUCUUGUUAGUUGGAAUGAAGUUCGAGACCUUCCCUUCCUCAACGCUGUUGUCAAAGAAGCUCUUCGAUGCCAUCCCGCUGCAGGUCUCAUGCUCGAACGUAUCGUCCCCGCACGCGGUCUUGAAGUCGACGGGCAUCAUAUCCCAGGCGGCACCAUUGUUGGAGUAAACGCCUGGGUUCUUCAUCGCAAUAAGGAUAUCUUCGGCCAUGAUGCUGAUCGGUGGAGACCGUCGAGAUGGAUUGAAGCUUCGACUGAGCAAAAGAGACGGAUGGAGAACUACAUGUUUGCUUUUGGCGCGGGUUCGAGGACUUGCAUUGGGAAGAACAUCAGUUUGUUGGAGAUGUAUAAGAUGGUUCCUGCUUUAUUGCGGCGAUAUGAGCUUGAGUUCCCGUCGGCGGAUAACACAUGGCAUCUGAACAACGGUAAGCUUCACCUAUCCGAGCUCUUUCAUACAUCUGCAAGCACCGCCUUGUGA